GUAUUUCUUUACACGGCAAAUUAAAUUACAUCAGAAGCCUCACAGGACCUUGAAUAAGACAAAGUGUCGACAUAUUCUACUCCGAAUUCGAUCGCCAUGGAUCAACAAACACAUGCAUCCAACACGAGGUCGACAAAAGGCAUCAAACCGCCAUCCUCUUCACCAUAGACUGCAUUCCACUCAUUCCCAAAGCUUCCUGUCGAAAUCCGAAUAAUGAUAUCGACGACAGCAGUGGGUCCAUCUCCGCCACCUCGCUUGAUCCGAGUGUCGAUGACCCUGACCCGAGAGAAUCCUGAUAUUGCUCCCACCGCCAAUCAAUUUUUCGACAAGGACGCACCCGAAGAUUCAAUCGUCCCUCUGAUAUUCGACACUUGCAACGAGUCUCGAAAUGUUGAUGCGAAAUACUACGACUUCUGCUUUCAACGACAGUCUACUGCCAAGUCACAACCUGCCGGGAGAUUCAAGAAUCAAUCAUCGCAUAUAUCUUGCCGUUUUUGUCCAGCGAGAUCCUCCUCUCAAUUCUAACUCUACGCUAUCGGGUAUAAGAUCCGGAAACCAGCCUCAAUUCAGUGUAAUCAAAGCCUCGGGCGAGAUAUCACUCAGAGUCCCCAAGCAAAGCCACCCUGGUGUACCCUUCCAACCAGCACUCGACAUCAUAUCCUUCGAGGACAUGUCUGAAGGUGGGAUAAAUUGGGCUCCCAAAUCCAUCAAAAGCCAAAACCUGAAGCUCAGCAACAUCCAAUCUCUCGCCAUCCCAUAUACUCAAUCUGGCACCAUGCAUGCUCGUCAGGGUCCUCCAAGAUUCGGGGGAAGAUCUCUCGAUUUCGAAACGACCGAGGGAGCUUAUCUUUUCCAAGCCAACCAUUUUUGCGUGCAUUCUGAAGUUCGCUUUGAACAUGCGCGGUGAUAUAGGUAGGUAGGGAAAGGUUGGGAAAGUUCAUCGCUAAGUUAAGGGACGUGAAGUUUUUGAUUGAGGAGUUGAGGGCGUUGACUGAGAUGGAAAAUCUACCGAUUGUUAGAUAAACGGAACAGGUAACCUUGGAGCGAUGGGUGACAGAGCCACAGCUUCGGUAAGAUGGGUUGCCUUGGGAAUGAGGGGAAGUGUUGCUCGACUGGCUCUAUUACACGUGAUGUUUCCCGAUCAACUGGGGAGGGGAAAGUCUUUGAGAACGCUAGACAU
Hyaloscypha bicolor E is the source of this 1180-nucleotide messenger RNA. RefSeq lists its product as uncharacterized. The record is from RefSeq and is a predicted model, not a curated record. The coding region runs from base 389 to 907 and encodes 172 amino acids. The transcript has a single exon. Lineage: Eukaryota; Fungi; Ascomycota; Leotiomycetes; Helotiales; Hyaloscyphaceae.